CAUAUGCCCAUGGCCGCACUUCUCCGAAACUCCCCCCCUCUCUCUCUCUCUCUGCAUCGUGAUGCGUUUUGCAGUAAACUAUGGCGAACAGUUGAUUUUCCUCCAUUAAAGUAAGACUACGAAGACCGACAGCUUUAUAUGUAGCGGCACAGAGAGGCGCUGUCUUUUCCGUAAUCGCCGUCCUGGUCGCGGUCCCAGAUCGGCCUUGAGGGGAGAAGCGAAUAUGGAGGCAGAGAAUAAGGUCAGAAGGACGAGGGAGACGGACGAUCCGGAUCGGAGCAAGAAGAGGAAGCUGACGGCGGUGCUGGAGGCGACGCCGGCGGAGGGGUCGCCGCCGAGCGAGGCGGAGGUGGAGGAGUUCUUCGCUAUCGUGCGGCGGAUGCACGUGGCGGUGAAGUACUUCGGGAGGGCCGCCGGCGGGGGCAACGCCGUGGGGGACGAGCGGGGCAAGGUGUGGAGAUCGGCGCUGGAGAGCGGCGCGGGGACCGCGGCUGCCGACCACGGGGACGCCGGGGAGGUGGCGAAGGAGAAGAGACCCGACGCGGCGUCCGCGGAGGCGAACGGAGGCUUCGACUUGAACGCCGUGCCGGAAGAGAUCCCCGGUGACGAUUAGAGGCGGUGGCCGGCGCGCGCGGGGAUUGUCCUCCUCCUCCGUCGUGUUAGCCGCCCCCUCUUUUUGUUUUUUU
Messenger RNA from Rhodamnia argentea, 686 nucleotides. RefSeq lists its product as uncharacterized. The coding region runs from base 224 to 613 and encodes 129 amino acids. The transcript is spliced from 2 exons. NCBI's taxonomy places the organism in Eukaryota, Viridiplantae, Streptophyta, Magnoliopsida, Myrtales, Myrtaceae. Gene Ontology annotation, biological process: regulation of systemic acquired resistance. The record is from RefSeq and is a predicted model, not a curated record.